Molecule: messenger RNA, 1780 nt
Organism: Clarias gariepinus (North African catfish)
Lineage: Eukaryota; Metazoa; Chordata; Actinopteri; Siluriformes; Clariidae
Gene: snupn
Product: snurportin 1
Exons: 9
Coding region: 151-1242 (363 amino acids)
Biological process (GO): protein import into nucleus; snRNA import into nucleus
Cellular component (GO): cytoplasm; nucleus
Molecular function (GO): protein binding; nuclear import signal receptor activity
Source: RefSeq, a predicted model, not a curated record
UAGAAGCUAAGUACUCGCUUCCUAAUGUAGUGCACAGACAUAAGGGUAGACGUUUCUAUUUGGGAUUUGACCCUAGCUUCAAGAGAGAAGCGUGACCGGAGCAGGAGCAGCGUUUCUGCGUCUCUGAGCGUCCACAACGACAGGUCAACAAUGGAUGCCUUGACUGAGGCGCUGUCCUCCAGCUUCUGUGUUACGAGAGAAGCGAACAGCACCUCAGCCCCACAUCCCCGCCUGGCUCAGUACAAGAGCAAAUACAGCGCGUUGGACCAGGAUGAGCGGCGGCGGAAGUUCCUGCAGGAGCAGAAGGAGAAAAGGCUGAAUUAUGUAAAUCACGCCCGCCGUUUGGCAGACGGGGACUGGACAGGUACAGACAGCGAGGAGGAGGAGGAGGAGAAAAAACGGAAAGAUCAGCAGCACGAUGAAACGGAAGAUGAAGGGAUGGAGGUUGAGCAACGCAAAAAGUUGCCAAAGCACUACGCCAACCAGCUGAUGUUGUCAGAGUGGCUGGUGGACGUCCCUGUGGAUCUUAGCACUGAUUGGCUGAUGGUUGUCUGUCCUGUAGGGAAGCGCUCGCUCAUCGUCGCAUCGAAGGGCUCCACAUCAUCGUACACUAAAAGUGGGUACUGUGUAAACCGUUUCCCUUCUUUGCUACCAGGAGGGAACAGACACAACUCGGCCAUUGGGAAAGAUUACACCAUCCUAGACUGCAUUUACAGUGAAGUGGAUAGGACGUACUACAUCCUGGAUGUGAUGUGCUGGAGAGGCCAUCCUGUCUAUGACUGUUCUACUGAGUUCCGGUUCUACUGGUUGCAGUCAAAGGUGGAAGAGGUGGAAGAGCUGUCGGAGAUCUGCAAACGAAACCCUUUCCGUUUUGUGAGUCUGAACAGUAUCAGCUGUACAACAGAGUCAAUUCAAAAGGCCCUGGCACAUGACUACAGCUUCAGUGUGGAUGGGCUCUUGUUCUACCAUCGUGAGACUCACUAUACUCCAGGCAGCACUCCGCUGGUGGGAUGGCUCAGACCUUACAUGGUGCAAGACAUCUUGGGUAUAGAGGUGCCACAGUGCCCCCUCACUGCCAAGCCAGACUACGCUACACACCAGAUGCAGCAGAUCCUGGAACACAAGAAGCCGUCCAAUCAGGUUCGGCCUGCGGAUCAGAACGGGAGAUAUGAGCUAGAGCAUCUGUCCACACCGGAGACGCAGUCAGGAAGCAACAACUCAAAGGAAACCAUGGAGAUCUGAUUGCUUGCAGCUCAGCAGCUACUGGUUUGAAAAUGUUAAUUUUUGAUGGACGAGAGUUCUCCGAUGAUUUCUGAAACCCUAUUGAUUUUAGAUUAGCCCAGAGAAAGCUUUUUACUUUCUGCACUGUAUAUGUUUUUUGUCAGCUCAUUAUUGAGCUGUUAAACUGUUUUUGAUCAACCAUACUGUUUCAAAAAACAUUUUUAGUGGUUUAUAUUUGUUUGUGUUAUCUUAACCUUAUCUUUAGGUGAAAAUGUUCAAAUUGCUUUAACAAUAUAAUUUGAUGCCUUAUUCAAUGGCUUAACACUGUAGCUCCAGGAUAAUACAGUGAAGCAAACUGAAUCCAUUUGGGCUCAUGUAGAUGCACAAUUGAAUUAAGUGAAAUUUACAACCCACCAUUGUGUGUGCAUGUGAUAAUCUGUAUGAGUGCCUUUUCUGGAAUAUUGCAUUUUGAAAUUUUUAAUCAAGACUAUCCUUUUCAUAAAUGGAUGCUUGAAAGACUUUUAAUGCUAUAUUAAUAAAUCUGCUUUUAUUCUUGGCA